AUGUCCAACAUCGCCGCCAACACCGCCAACGGCCAGACGGCCGUCCCGCUCGCAAAGUCGAUCCACAAGGGCGACGAAGAUUUCGUCUACGCCAACGAUGUCCGCGUCGCCGGCUUCGAGCCCCUCAUCUCUCCCUCUCUCCUCCUGCACGAGCUGCCCGCCUCGCCGGAAUCCCAGAAGACCAUCGCAAAGGCGCGCGCCCUCUCGAGCGCCGUCAUCAAUGGCCUCGACGACCGGCUCCUCGUCGUCGUCGGCCCCUGCUCGAUCCACGACCCCCAGCAGGCCAAGGAGUACGCGGCGCUGCUCAAGAAGGGCAUCGACGAAAAGUGGGGAGAAGGUCUCGUCGUCAUCAUGCGUGCCUACUUUGAGAAGCCGCGGACCACAGUCGGCUGGAAGGGCCUGAUCAACGAUCCGGACAUCAACGGCAGCUUCCAGAUCAACCGCGGGCUCAAGAUCGCACGCAGCUUGCUCUCCGAACUCACGUCCAGUGGUGUCCCGGUUGCCUGCGAGGUUCUCGACACCAUCUCGCCGCAGUACAUGUCCGACCUCUACUCGUGGGGCGCCAUCGGUGCCCGAACGACCGAGUCGCAGCUGCACCGAGAGCUCGUCUCCGGCCUUUCCAUGCCCGUCGGAUUCAAGAACGGCACCGACGGCGGCAUCACCGUGGCGGUCGACGCCAUCCGCGCAUCGUCGCAGCCGCACGCCUUCAUGGGCGUCACCAACCAGGGUCUCGCCGCCAUCGUCAAGACGGUCGGCAACGCCGAUCUCCACAUUGUGCACCGCGGCGGGUCCAAGGGCACCAACUACGACCCCGAGUCGAUCAAGUCGUCCAAGGAGCAGCUCAAGGCGGCCAUGCCCGACCGCUUCCCCUCGAUCAUGGUCGAUGCCUCGCACGGCAACUCGAACAAGGACUACCGCAACCAGCCCAAGGUGAUUGAGAGUGUCGCCCAGCAGCUCGAGGCCGGCGAGACGGCCAUCACCGGCGUCAUGAUCGAAUCUCACCUCAACGAGGGCAAGCAGGGCGAGCCCAAGAACGGCAAGGUCGAGGAGCUCAAGUACGGCGUCUCGAUUACCGACGGCUGCGUCGGGUGGGACACGACUGUCGAGAUGCUCGACAGGCUCAACGCCGCUGUCCUCGCGCGCCGAAAAUUGGCGCAGUCUGCUUGA
Pseudozyma flocculosa PF-1 is the source of this 1167-nucleotide messenger RNA. RefSeq lists its product as uncharacterized. Gene Ontology annotation, molecular function: 3-deoxy-7-phosphoheptulonate synthase activity. The transcript has 5 exons. Gene Ontology annotation, biological process: aromatic amino acid biosynthetic process. NCBI's taxonomy places the organism in Eukaryota, Fungi, Basidiomycota, Ustilaginomycetes, Ustilaginales, Ustilaginaceae. Gene Ontology annotation, cellular component: cytoplasm. The coding region runs from base 1 to 1167 and encodes 388 amino acids. The record is from RefSeq and is a predicted model, not a curated record.